This is a messenger RNA of Dictyostelium discoideum AX4, 321 nucleotides long. RefSeq lists its product as hypothetical. NCBI's taxonomy places the organism in Eukaryota, Evosea, Eumycetozoa, Dictyosteliales, Dictyosteliaceae. The transcript has 2 exons. The coding region runs from base 1 to 321 and encodes 106 amino acids. The record is from RefSeq and is a predicted model, not a curated record.
AUGGCCGAUUACAAUUGUAUUAUAAAAUUACCAAAUGGUGGUAUUGUAAAAGUAUUUUUUCAAGAAUCAUUAACAAUUAAACAAUUAAAACAAACUAUUGCACAAUCAAUUCCAGGUUCAAAUGAAGAUUCAUUAGUUAUUUCAUUAUCACCAAAUACAGCUGAUCAAACUAAAAUAGUUAAAGCAAUUAAUUGGACAAAGUAUUUAACUAUUGAUUGUGUAAAGAAAGCUUACCCUUUAGGUUUUGUUAAUGCUUCUUCAAUUGAAUUUCCAGAUGGCACUGAUUCUUUUAUCAUGAGAUUAUAUGUAACCUCAAAAUAA